AUUUUGUACGUAGCUGGCGGUGAUUCAGGGUUUGCUUUCCCGGUUUAGUGUUUAUUGCGAGAAAAACCUAGAAACUUUAUUCAAAUUGACUUUGUUUAUUGACUGUGGACAAGACAAAUCUUUUUGUGACUAUAAUUUACUGUUUACUGUUGUGCUUUCGUGAUUUGUGAGUGCCCUGUAUCUGGAGCGCGUGGCUGGUGAUUCUUUGUUGUUGGAUUCUGCAUUUAAAACGGUAAGGCCGUGUCCAAUUCGUUCAGUAGCAACUCUGGCACCGAGCCGUCAAAGGUGUAAACUGGUUGCAGACGGCGAAUAACACAGCUUGGACCCAAAAGUGUUAAGUGCGGACUUGUGCCGAGUGAGUUGGGUGCGGUCUCUGCGUGUGAUUUCGGCAGUGCGGUGUAUAAUUAGUGUGUGCAGUGCGCGGAAGUGUGGUGAAAUAGUGCGCGCGUCCGUGGUGGCGCCGACGCGAGUGUCAAGUCAAUGCCGGUGCGCCGAUGGAGCGGUGAUCGCGGCCUGACUACGUCACAAGAGCAGCGCUGGUGACGCGCUGCGGAGCGGUGGUUAAAGCGGCUCUGCCGCUUUAAAUGGACAAACGCAAGAUGAUGCCAAAGAGAGCGCGUAUGGAUAGCAUGCGGGGUCCCAUUGCUAACGGACCCCUGCAAUCUAGGCCCCUAGUGGCGUUAUUAGACGGUCGCGAUUGCACCGUCGAGAUGCCAAUACUGAAGGAUGUCGCGACAGUCGCGUUUUGCGACGCCCAGUCCACGUCGGAGAUACACGAGAAGGUGCUGAACGAGGCUGUAGGGGCACUGAUGUGGCACACUAUCAUUCUCACCAAGGAGGACCUCGAGAAGUUCAAAGCGCUGAGGAUCAUAGUGCGCAUCGGUUCCGGCGUGGACAAUAUAGAUGUCAAAGCGGCCGGAGAACUGGGUAUAGCCGUAUGUAACGUUCCGGGUUACGGUGUUGAAGAAGUGGCUGACACGACGAUGUGUCUCAUAUUGAACUUAUACCGGCGGACAUACUGGCUCGCGAAUAUGGUGCGGGAAGGAAAGAAAUUCACAGGUCCGGAGCAGGUGCGCGAGGCGGCGACGGGGUGCGCGCGCAUCCGCGGCGACACGCUGGGCAUCGUGGGGCUCGGCCGCAUCGGCUCGGCCGUCGCGCUGCGCGCCAAGGCCUUCGGCUUCAACGUCAUCUUCUACGACCCCUACCUGCCCGACGGCAUCGAGAAGUCGCUCGGCCUCACCAGGGUCUACACGCUGCAGGACCUCCUAUUCCAGAGUGAUUGUGUGUCAUUGCACUGCAGCCUAAACGAGCACAAUCAUCACCUCAUCAACGAGUUCACUAUCAAACAGAUGCGUCCAGGCGCGUUCCUGGUGAACACUGCCCGCGGCGGUUUAGUGGACGACGAAGGCCUGGCCACCGCAUUAAAACAAGGUCGAAUUCGUGCCGCCGCACUUGAUGUACACGAAAACGAGCCUUUCAAUGUUUUCCAGGGUCCGCUGAAGGAGGCGCCGAACGUGCUGUGCACACCGCACGCGGCGUUCUACUCGGACGCGUCGGCGCAGGAGCUGCGCGAGAUGGCGGCGUCGGAGAUCCGGCGCGCCAUCGUGGGCCGCAUCCCCGAGUGCCUGCGCAACUGCGUCAACAAGGACUACUUCCUGGCCGGCGCGGCGCCCGUGCUGGGCGCGCCCGCGCCGCCGCUGGCCGCGCCCGCGCAGUACACCGACGCGGUCAACGGCGGCUACUACGGCGGCGCGCAGGCCGCGCACUCCACCACCGUGCACGAGCCCGCGCUGCCGCCGCAGCCCGCGCCGCCGCCGCAGCCGCCGCAGCCGCCCAUCUCGCUCCCAAUCAAUACUUCGGACCCGGCCAACCACCAGAUGACCAAGCAGGAGAGCUCCGACGUCCACUAGGCGAUGACAUUACGCUACGUUGCAGUACCGUACGAGCGCCGAGCGACAGACAAAAAUACAAACAAUAGUUUUAUUGAUUCCAUCGCAACUAUGUCAUAAGUACCUAUGUCGUAAGCCAACGAGUGAUAUAAACCAUGUGGGGGCGACGUUUGCAUUGGGACACGGCUUUGUAUGGCUGUACUCGAGAUGUAGAAACAGAGAGGUGUCUAAUUCAACUGAAAGGAACAAUUGGGUAAAUGGCAUUCCACCGUAAAAAGGAUAUUAGUUGGCUACAAUUUCUGAGGAGUUUUUAUAUAUUUUUGCAACGCCCAUUUGGUUACCGAAGCGGACUCUGUAGACAGUAAACGCUAAACAAUGCUUGAACGGAACAGUGCACUAAUUCUUGUGUGUUUUUGUUGGCUUGUGAAAAACUGAGAUAAUUCAUUUAACCCGCUGCAAAAUGUGACAGUGCAAACGUCGCGGUAUAAAAACAUUUGAGCGAAUAGUUGAUUCUGUGUUUGUAUUUGGUAAGUUGGGACAGCUAUAAAUAUAACUGUUAUGUAAUAUGCGUGUGACAUAGUGGACCGAUGUGUGUGUGGACGGGUUGAUUGAGGGGCUGGUGGUGUUCAGAUGCAUUAGUCACGAGUAUGGCUAAGGAUUAUUUUGUUGUUUAUAUUGUCUAUGACAUUUGCUAUUUCCUUGCUUAUGGACAUUGAAAUUAUAGAAAGCAUUUUAUUACAAGUUUCUUCUCUUUAACAUAUGUUUAUAUUUGUAUAAUUUGAUAAGGCAGUUUUGAAAAUGUAAUCCUUGCUAUACUCGUAAUACCAAUGAGACUCGACCGAGUGAUUAAGGACAUUUUAAUAUUCCAUGGGGGUUUUGGUGGGAACUUGACCGGCGGCGGUUUGCUGCUCCUGUAUUAUUGUUUAAAUAACGGUUUCAAGUGGAUUUUCAUAUGUAAAACUGGUGGGAUUUUGUGUAUUAAAUGUCUGCACAUGUGAAUUAUUAGUGGAAACGGUGAAACAAGUGCUCUGAUGGUGAUGUGAUUCUCAAGAUAAGGUGUCUGUCUGCUUAGGCGCCUUGAGAUAUCAUUGCCAACUGUCAGCUGUCUGCUGGCUCAAGUUACCGUCACAAUCUCCCAAGAGCUGCACAAUGUGACGCAUCAACAUAUUGUGAAGCAGUGUACUAUGAAGGAUAAUUAUACAUUGUAACUUCAGGUUCAGAAGAGCUAGAACCCAGAGCCGUAAAGCCAGUUAUAAAAAAAUUAAUAUUCCAUUUGAUGUUAUGUUAGCAAGUUGCUAUAUAAGUUUAUAGAUUCGUAGUUCAUUAAGGCUGCGCAUAUGUAGUUGCCAUGCAAUAAUAGAAUGUGGACAUGUGUGCUGUGGGUAUAAAUUGUUUGUUGUUCUUACACAAAUAAAGUGGAGGCAUGUAUGUUUUGAGAAGUGUGACUAGGUAAAUAGUGUCAUAGGUGUUUUAUGUGAAAAGUUAUAAUUGGGGAUUUUAUGAGAACUUUUUAAACAUUCAACUGUUUAAAAAUUUGUACAAGUUCGUUUUUAGGUACUAUUAGAAAAAUUAAGAUUUUUAAUUGAAAUUGAAAUACUUCAUGUAAUAUACCAUGAAAGGCAUAUUAUAUUAUUUUGAUAUAUAUUUUAAUAUGGAGAUUUUUUAUCAAAAAUACCUUAUGUUUUAUAAAAGAUGCUAUGAGACCACUGAAGAUAUUUGGCUAUGUAAGUAAAGCAUAAAGCUUGAUUUAAUGGUAUAUCACUCGGUCGAGCCUCUAUAUAUAUGUAUAGAAUGGAAACUAGAAAAGUUUAGUAAAGGCCCAGCUGUGGAAAGCAUUUUAACGCAUUUUACCGAGCACCAAACCCAGGUCCUUACUCCAAAUGCAUGCAUUCGAACUGUUAUUUUUAAGUUAUCAACAAGAGGACUGUAGAAUUCUAUCAUCACACUUUAUUAAUGAAAACAGGAGUUCAUGUAUUUUUUUGAAAUGUACAAAAUCACGCUUUUGUUUGAUUACAUUUUUUUUUUCUAAAUAGAGUUUAAGUAAAGGAUUUGUACAUGAGCAAACACCAAUAAGUGGUUAAAUUUUAUGAAUUGGAAAUGCAAUAGCGGGCAAGUCCCAGUAGCCACCUGUUUGGAAAAUCGUGAGAAUUGGUAUUUAAAAUUAGUAUUUACUUACAGUUUAGUUUAAUGACAAAACAAUGUGUAUAUUUUAUGAGAAAGUGAAAGUUCUUAAAUAAAACUAUUGUUUUCGGAUUAAUU
Messenger RNA from Parnassius mnemosyne (clouded apollo), 4148 nucleotides. The record is from the annotation of a GenBank genome assembly. NCBI's taxonomy places the organism in Eukaryota, Metazoa, Arthropoda, Insecta, Lepidoptera, Papilionidae.